UUUGCCUUUACGGCAAUCAACAUCCGAGGGUUUUUUUUAAAUACACAGGUCGCGCAGUGCAUUUGGAUCAUCAUCUCAUCGCAUCAGUAUAAAAUUAACGAAAAACCCAAUCGCUUCGACACUCAACAUCAAGCCUUCUGUUGACACAGUCCCAAUUCAGACCUACAUAUCGUCUCGGUACUGUUGAUUAGGAUCUCACAAUGCUCUCCUCUUUCCUUCCUUCUGGCACCAAUACGCCAAACUCCGGCCGUCACAGCCCCGACAACGCAUCCGAAACCCAAUCAACCACACAAUCCGUACCGGUCGAGCCAACCUCCACCCCGAUGCCUCUAGUAGCAACCGGCGGUCGACGCAAGCGAAUCGUGGUAGCCAUGACCGGAGCCACUGGCUCUAUUCUCGGAAUCAAAGUUCUUAUCGCUCUCCGGCGACUCAACGUCGAAACCCACCUCGUCAUCAGCAAAUGGGCCGAAGCAACCAUAAAAUACGAAACAGACUAUCACCCACGGAACGUGCGCGCCCUGGCAGACUACGUCCACAACAUAAAUGACAUGGCAGCGCCCGUCUCCAGCGGCUCCUUCAAGACAGAUGGCAUGAUCGUUGUCCCAUGCUCCAUGAAGACCCUCGCCGCCAUCAACUCCGGCUUCUGCGAGGAUCUGAUCUCCCGUACUGCAGAUGUCAUGCUGAAGGAACGCAGAAAGCUGGUUCUUGUUGCCAGAGAAACUCCUCUUAGUGAUAUCCAUCUUAGGAACAUGCUUUCUGUGUCUCAGGCUGGCGCUAUUAUCUUCCCGCCUGUACCGGCCUAUUAUAUUAAGGCGGCGUCUGUGGAUGAACUUGUGGAUCAGAGUGUUGGUCGCAUGUUGGACUUGUUUGAUCUGGAUACGGCCGACUUUGCCAGAUGGGAGGGGUGGAAGAAGGACAACUGAGACGGCGAACGAAAAAAUCUCUUAUACUUCGAGACACAUAUAUAUGUGCACGGAUAAGUCAUUUGUUCUUUUAUAAUUGGCCAAUCACUGUACGUGGUCUGCUGUUGGGCAAAAAGGGGCAAGGUAUGGGUUAGCAUCAAUUUUGCAUGGGGUAAUCGGGAUGGAUUGUUACUCUUGAUAGCAUGAAGAAGGC
Molecule: messenger RNA, 1116 nt
Organism: Aspergillus caelatus
Lineage: Eukaryota; Fungi; Ascomycota; Eurotiomycetes; Eurotiales; Aspergillaceae
Product: UbiX family flavin prenyltransferase
Exons: 1
Coding region: 201-923 (240 amino acids)
Molecular function (GO): carboxy-lyase activity
Source: RefSeq, a predicted model, not a curated record